UCGGUUCUUUGCUGUUUUAUUAUUCGAUGGCACGGUCGUUGAUCAACAGCUUCUGCUUCGAUGUUAUCGUCUAUUUGCUGUAUUACAGAUAUAAAAUGAUAAAUAAGAUGCUCGAUCAUUUGAAUAAGCUAUCUGAUGCGCCAUUAAUCGUGCUCAAGAUUAAACGCAUCAGAGAAUUGCAUCAUGAUAUUUGUGAUCUUAUUAUUAAGAUGAACAAUACUCAUGGUUUUUAUCUUCUUUUCUGCUCGGCAAACUGCUUCUUUACGCUUACCGCAGCACUAUACGAGACGUUCUUGCAUAUAAAGAACGAAACGGACAUAAAUUAUAUGUAUAUAUGGGGGUUAUGUGUCGAGUUGAUUAUGUAUACUAUGCAAUUUGGUUCGAUUUGUUGGUUUUGCGAACUUGCACGUCAAGAAUUCAACAAAACGAAGAUAAUUAUGUGCGCAAUUGCAUUGAAAUGUCAAUCUAUGAAGUUUGAUAAACUGAACGAUACAAGGAAUCAAUCGAGUUUAGAGGUACGACCGCCAUUGGAAAGCGCGGACGGCGAGCAAAAUUUUAAUUGGAGUAACAGUUACGUUGUCAUGGAAAAUCUUUUGCGUAAAUAUAUGGCUCAAGACCAUGUCAAUAACGAAAUUAAUGGCUUUUUGAUUCAUUUGCAACAUCGUCAAUUAUCGUUUAUAGUCUGCGAUUGCUUCGAAAUAAACAAUAAUUUGUUUUGUGGUUUCAUCGGGGUAAUCUUCACUUAUAUAAUAAUCUGCAUUCAAUUUCUCUAUACUCCGAUUUAAAUAAAAGCAGAGUGCAG
Molecule: messenger RNA, 802 nt
Organism: Monomorium pharaonis (pharaoh ant)
Lineage: Eukaryota; Metazoa; Arthropoda; Insecta; Hymenoptera; Formicidae
Exons: 3
Coding region: 27-785 (252 amino acids)
Biological process (GO): sensory perception of taste
Cellular component (GO): membrane; dendrite; neuronal cell body
Source: RefSeq, a predicted model, not a curated record